AUGGCGGAAGAGAAGGUCACCGGCGCUCCGGCGCUGGACACCAACAUUGAGACUGGCGGCUUCGAUGAGAAGCGAGGACAGGUUCCUCCCCCCUCCCACGCUCCUGCCAAGGGCCCCGCCGACGACGAGGAGCCCGAUGAGGAUAUGGACGCCCUGAUCGAGGACCUUGAGUCCGAGGACGGCCACCAGUUCGAGGAAGAGGAGGAGACCCAGCCCGGUGGUGGACGUGUUGUCCCUGAGGACAUGCUCCAGACUGACUCUCGCGUUGGCCUGACGGAAGCCGAGGUGGUAGCCAGACGCCGCAAGUAUGGUCUCAACCAGAUGAAGGAGGAGCGAGAAUCGCUUAUCCUGAAGUUCCUUGGUUUCUUCAUCGGUCCCAUUCAAUUUGUUAUGGAAGCCGCCGCUGUUCUCGCCGCUGGUCUCGAGGAUUGGAUCGAUUUCGGAGUCAUCUGCGCUCUGCUUCUUCUGAACGCCGCUGUUGGAUUCAUCCAGGAAUUCCAGGCCGGAUCCAUCGUUGAGGAGCUCAAGAAGACCCUGGCCCUUAAGGCUGUCGUCCUCCGUGACGGCACCCUGAAGGAGAUUGAGGCCCCCGAGGUUGUUCCCGGUGAUAUCCUCCAGGUUGAGGAGGGUACCAUCAUCCCCGCCGAUGGUCGCUUCGUUACCGAGGGCUGCUUCGUCCAGGUUGAUCAGUCUGCCAUUACUGGCGAGUCUCUGGCUGUCGACAAGCACCAGGGUGACAACUGCUAUGCUUCCUCCGCUGUCAAGCGUGGUGAGGCUUUCGUCGUUAUCACCGCUACUGGUGACAACACCUUUGUUGGUCGCGCUGCUGCCCUCGUCUCCCAGUCUGCUGGUGGCACCGGUCACUUCACUGAGGUUCUCAACGGCAUCGGUACGAUCUUGCUUGUUCUCGUCGUCCUUACUCUCCUCAUUGUCUGGGUUUCUUCCUUCUACCGCUCCAACAGCAUUGUCGACAUCCUCCGUUUCACUCUGGCCAUCACCAUUGUCGGUGUCCCCGUCGGUCUUCCCGCUGUCGUUACCACCACCAUGGCCGUCGGUGCUGCCUACCUCGCCAAGAAGCAGGCUAUUGUUCAGAAGCUUUCCGCCAUCGAGUCCCUCGCUGGUGUCGAGAUUCUCUGCUCCGACAAGACCGGUACCCUGACCAAGAACAAGCUCUCUCUCGCCGAGCCCUUCACUGUCGCAGGUGUUGAGCCUGAUGACCUGAUGCUUACUGCCUGCUUGGCCGCUUCCCGCAAGAAGAAGGGUAUCGAUGCCAUCGACAAGGCUUUCCUCAAGUCUCUUAAGUUCUACCCCCGUGCCAAGAGCGUCCUCUCCAAGUACAAGGUCCUUGACUUCCAGCCUUUCGACCCCGUCUCCAAGAAGGUUCAGGCCGUUGUCGAGUCCCCCCAGGGCGAGCGCAUCAUCUGUGUCAAGGGUGCCCCUCUUUUUGUUCUCAAGACUGUCGAGGAGGAUCACCCCAUCCCUGAGGAGAUUGACCGUGCCUACAAGAACUGUGUCGCUGAGUUCGCUACCCGUGGUUUCCGAUCUCUUGGUGUUGCUCGCAAGCGUGGUGAGGGUGCCUGGGAGAUUCUCGGUAUCAUGCCCUGCUCUGACCCUCCCCGUCACGACACUGCCCGCACCAUCAACGAAGCCAAGCGCCUGGGUCUCUCCAUCAAGAUGCUUACUGGUGAUGCCGUCGGUAUUGCCCGUGAGACUUCCCGUCAGCUCGGUCUCGGUACCAACGUCUACAACGCUGAGCGUCUCGGUCUCGGUGGUGGCGGUGAUAUGCCUGGUUCUGAGGUCUACGAUUUCGUUGAGGCUGCCGAUGGUUUCGCCGAGGUCUUCCCCCAGCACAAGUACAAUGUCGUCGAGAUUCUGCAGCAGCGUGGUUACCUUGUUGCCAUGACUGGUGAUGGUGUCAACGAUGCUCCCUCUCUGAAGAAGGCCGAUACUGGUAUUGCUGUCGAGGGUGCUUCCGAUGCUGCUCGCUCUGCCGCCGAUAUUGUCUUCCUUGCCCCUGGUCUCGGUGCCAUCAUUGAUGCCCUCAAGACUUCCCGCCAGAUUUUCCACCGCAUGUACGCCUACGUCGUCUACCGUAUCGCUCUUUCCCUGCACAUGGAGAUCUUCCUUGGUCUCUGGAUUGCUAUCCUGAACAAGUCCCUGAACAUUGAGCUGGUCGUCUUCAUCGCCAUUUUCGCCGAUAUCGCUACCCUGGCUAUUGCCUACGACAACGCCCCCUACUCGCCUACCCCCGUCAAGUGGAACCUGCCCAAGCUCUGGGGUAUGUCUGUCCUUCUCGGUAUUGUUCUGGCUGUCGGCACCUGGAUUGCUCUCACCACCAUGUACGCCAACUCGCACGACGGUGGUAUCGUCCAGAACUUCGGUAACAUCGACGAGGUCCUCUUCCUUGAGAUUUCCCUCACUGAGAACUGGCUCAUCUUCAUCACCCGUGCCAACGGUCCCUUCUGGUCCUCCAUUCCCUCUUGGCAGCUCGCUGGUGCCAUCCUGAUCGUCGAUAUCCUUGCCACUCUCUUCGCCAUCUUCGGUUGGUUCGUCGAUGAUGGCCGCACCAGCAUUGUCGCCGUGGUCCGUAUCUGGAUCUUCUCUUUCGGUAUCUUCUGUGUCAUGGGUGGUCUCUACUACUUCAUGCAGGGCAGCACUGGUUUCGACAACCUGAUGCACGGCAAGUCCCCCAAGCAGAACCAGAAGCAGCGUUCCCUCGAGGAUUUCGUCGUUUCCCUCCAGCGUGUCUCUACUCAGCACGAGAAGUCUCAGUAA
Fusarium keratoplasticum is the source of this 2775-nucleotide messenger RNA. RefSeq names its product Plasma membrane ATPase. Lineage: Eukaryota; Fungi; Ascomycota; Sordariomycetes; Hypocreales; Nectriaceae. The record is from RefSeq and is a predicted model, not a curated record. Gene Ontology annotation, cellular component: plasma membrane. The transcript has 5 exons. Gene Ontology annotation, molecular function: P-type proton-exporting transporter activity; ATP binding; ATP hydrolysis activity. Bases 1 to 2775 code for a protein of 924 amino acids. Gene Ontology annotation, biological process: regulation of intracellular pH; proton export across plasma membrane.